Molecule: messenger RNA, 3679 nt
Organism: Pristis pectinata (smalltooth sawfish)
Lineage: Eukaryota; Metazoa; Chordata; Chondrichthyes; Rhinopristiformes; Pristidae
Gene: higd2a
Product: HIG1 hypoxia inducible domain family, member 2A
Exons: 2
Coding region: 52-369 (105 amino acids)
Biological process (GO): mitochondrial respirasome assembly
Cellular component (GO): mitochondrion
Source: RefSeq, a predicted model, not a curated record
GAACUCGCCUGUCACUCCCCGCCUGACUUUGCUUCCAGGAGGCGAGGGACAAUGUCGAAGCCGGUUUCUGUGGCCUCGGCGCUUGAUUUAACGAAGCCUCCAGCCAUCGAGGGCUUUACUCCCGUGCCCAAGCCCAGCGAGGAAGGGUUUCGGGACAAGUUUAUCAGGAAGACGAAGGAGAAUCCAUUCGUGCCAAUCGGAAUGCUAGGUACAGCAGGUGCCCUUACCUAUGGUUUGAUCGCUUUUAAACAUGGCAAGACUCGGCAGUCUCAGCUGUUAAUGCGAGCGCGAAUCUUUGCCCAAGGUUUCACUGUUGCUGCUAUCCUGGUGGGUGUCGUAACUACUGCAAUGAAGCGCAAGGAAAAGUGAAUUUCUAACCUAUGAACAGAAUCAACUGACAAUGUUGGAAGCUUGUAUUCUUUGCAUUUAAAAUGUGUGAUUGUAACUUGCCAUAAAAAAAUUAAACUAUAUAGUGAUAAUUUUAAAUACAUUUCCAGUAGAAAAUGUUACUAUGAGCAUUGUUUUCUGCAUUAUCAUUUCAAAGUUCUAUGAUAAAAGAUGUUGUUUCUUUUUUUUUAAAAAAAGUGGCUCUCCAUAAAGCCAGGAUUAAAUCUUGUUUCACAUUUACCUCCCUGCCAGUCCCCCAUCUUAAUUGUACUCUUGCCCUACACAAUUUAGACUAUUCCUCAAGCAAUAAUCCUCCUGUUCUUCAUUGCUAAUCACCAUUUGCUGUUUGUUGCUCUGGAUUCCAGCAUCUAAAGUCUCUUGUGUCAGCAUUUGCUGUUUGAUGGGCCCCUUUUUCACCUUUUUCUCAGCAGGAAUGGAUAUCAUGCCUAUAUAUAUAUAUAUAUAUGCUGCCUUUUAAAAACCUGAAUAGUUCAACUUAUAAAUGCCAUACUAGGAAGUACAUAAUCAAACCAAUAGUGCUAGAUUAAAGCAUUUAAGAUUGUGCUCAGCCAGAAUACCACUAUCUUUUAAGAUAGCAUGGUGUAGCGGCUGCUACCGCGAUGUGAAAGCAAGACACUAGUCAGUGGGCUGCAGAACAAAAACUGAUUUAUUUUCCCGCCUUGCACGGACCUUUGAAGAGGAACGGUUCCCACCCACCGAAAACAGAAAUGACGUAUGCACUACGUCAUCAAACCUUUCCCGUGUGCGGGUUCUCCCCGUCACUCGGGGAAGAUGAAGGCCCAACGCCAUCUUGGGCCUCGCCGCUCCGACGACGCGUGACCCGACUACCAAGCUGGUUCGUUUGCUCGGACGGUGAGUCAGUACAAUGGUAAAUUUUAGCAAAUAAUGUUCACUUCCAUUUCCUGAAAUGGGCACUUUUCUGAAUUUGCCAUUAAUUUUAUUUUCAAUGUAAUACUUCUUUGUUUUAAAUUUACUGUCUUGCACACUUUGUCACAGUCAAGUGUAACUUUUGACAUAUGUAGUAGAGACUUUGAAGACUCCAAAGGAAUGAAAUUAGGGAGAACGUUAGUUUAAAUAUUUUCUUGUUCUCCAAAAUAAUGUUAUCUGAAUGUAACAUUAGGCAAUAGCUUUUCCUUUAGGAUUAAAUAAAGGGUAGACAAAGUAACUGUAAUUUGACUUUUAUAUGCCCUGCUCUUUGACUUGCUGCUGUUACUCAGACAAUCCAUUUAAAGUCUGUAGAUUAUUGCCUGUUUAUAAUUGGCCAUGAAAGAGAUGUAGUAAAAAGUACUCUUACAUGUUUAAGUUCACGUCUUAUAAAGGAAUAGUAAUUAUCAAGUUUCCUAAGUCACAUAGCAUUAAGUGGCAAUGAUCAUGGGUGUGAGAGGUGCUGUCAAAAUAGUUUUGGUGAGUUGCUGCAGUGGAUCUUGUAAAUGGUACAUACUGUACUGAAGCCAAGAUGCAACAGUAGUGAAGAUUCAGGGUGGUAGCUAGGGUGCCAAUUACAUCAACUUUGUCAUACAUAACAUUGAGCUGCUUGUAGGUUCUACAUGCAUCCAGUCAAGUGGAGAGCAUUUAGUUAUACAUCUAGUUGUUUACAAGGCUCAAGUUUCACAGUGCAGCAUGAAAAGCACCUCAUUUUUAAGAGGUACUACUUGCCCUUCUCAUCAACAGCUGCAACGAAUCACAGUGUAAACAUACCUUUUUGGAACAAAAAUGUGGUAGCAAAUAAUCCAUAUUAUCAGAAUAGGGGAAAAAAACAUACUUUUGGCACGCGAACUAGACUACGUAUUGAACUGUGACUGCUCAUUUACUGUAUAAUGGUGCAAUUUUGAUAUCACAACCAGAUCACUUGAACUACAAAAAUAAAUCUCUGCACACAUGCAUAAAACUGCUAAACUUGUUUGAAUGCAUUGAUAGAAUGUUUUCAAGUGGAACCUUCAAUAAUUCUUUGAGUAAGAACAUUUUAAUUUGGCAAUAUUCCAGAACCUUCUGAUUCUUUGGAUGUACCCGAAUGCACUUCGAUACCCCCACUAGUUACUAGAUGGUACAAGGUGAAGUUGCCUCCUGAUCCAAAGUGAAAUUUAGAUUUUCUUUUGGUUUUGUCAUCUUGAACACAGUUCAUGUGCUGAAAUGUCCUUAAAAUUCAAUGACUUAUUGUUGUGCUUCAUAAAUCUCAAAAAAGGUCAUGCUAAAAAGCAGUUGAUUAGUCAGUUUACUUCAAUUUAGAGUAAACUAGCUACUAUACCUGGUGUUGCUCAGGUUACUAGGCUGGCAGCCAUGAUGUUUGCAUUUAUUUCCAUGCAAUUGGGUUAGUGCAUUUAUUGUAAUUAAAAUACAAUCUAAAUAUGUAAUUAUUCUCUGAAUAACAAAUAGAAGUUAAAAUUAUGUAGUCUAACUAAAGUUAGCUACACAUGCACACAAAAAAUACAAAAAUUAUACUUAAUAUAGUUCUGUUUAAUUAGGUAUGUACCUGAGCAGAGUGUGUAAAGUUUUUGAUUUAUGUUUAAGUGCUUUGGAAUACACUAUAUUUCUUUCUUUUGAAACCAGUGUAAAAAUAUAGACUAUUUUUAUCUCCAGCUCUGGAGCAAACAAAAUAUAGCUGACCAUGGGAGAAUCAUUGAGUUUUGUGCCAACAACUGUUAGUGAGUGCCUUUGUGCCUUGUUAGUACUCAGCACAACUAAGUUGAACAGGGAACUGAAGUCACUUGAAUUGAAAAUGUAGAUUAGAUGGGACAAUUGGUAUUGGAGGAUGAAGACAUUUUCCCCAACAGCAUUACCAGUCAUUAUUGUAGCUUUAACUACAUGUGGUAGUAAUUUUUGAACUGAUAAUAUUGUGUAGUUACGUAGUAUUGAUGGAUCCAAAUUCCUAAGUAGUAUGAUUGGAGCUCCUUUUAAUUCAACAGGGAAAUGUACAGCCUCAAUGUUUGUCACACUGGCAAUAGAUUUACAUUGUACAAGUUGUCCAGGAAGCUUUGAAAGGAGGUCAUGGUCUGCACUGCAUCAAUUUUUGGUGUGAAACUUGCUCUUUCAUGAAACUAUUGGUAAUUCAAAUAGUGUUGAGUAACAUUUGGAAAAACAGCUUGCAUCAGAUUGUAAAGCUAUGCAACAAUUUGUCCCAGGUUUUUCAUUGAAAUCAUUCUUAUUGAGUCUUUGUGUUUAAUUAACCCAUUUAUUCAUUUAGGUAAAUUUGAAGCAAAUGGAUCAGCUGUCAAAUGUACUCAUUUAAUAUUUUCCCAAAUAUAUGAUGCUUUAAUAAAGACAUUCAAAUUCA